ACAAUCAUGAUGAGAAUUGAUGAUCGGACACGCUGAUUUCAUUGUCUGAGGAGGCUGUAAGACCCAGGAAAAAUCUUGCUGAAUCUGCCUGCCCAGGCACUGGCCUGAUUGGGGAUCCUCCGGUCCUUCCAGUGACCGCACCACGCUGCGAGAUGAAUCUGCGUUCUGUAUUUACUGUAGAACAACAAAGGAUUUUACAGCGUUAUUACGAAAAUGGAAUGACAAAUCAAAGUAAAAAUUGCUUUCAGCUCAUAUUACAGUGUGCACAGGAGACUAAGCUGGACUUCAGUGUAGUCAGGACGUGGGUUGGCAAUAAGAGAAGAAAAAUGAGUAGUAAGAAUUCUGAAUCAGGAGCAACAACAGGAACUCUUCCCAGUACCUCUUUGACAGCUCCGGACAUUACAGUCAGAAAUGUAGUUAACAUCACUCGACCAUCAAGCCAACAGUCUUCUUGGACAUCUGCCAAUAAUGAUGACAUUGUAACUGAUGCAUACAGUCCAGCAAGUUCAUCAAGUAGGCAAGGGACAACCAAACAUUCAGAUACAAAAAUUACAGAAGCACAUAAAAUUCCUAUUCAGAAAAUUGCCAGUAAAAAUGAUACUGAGUUUCAGUUGCACAUUCCUGUUCAAAGACAAGUAGCACACUGUAAAAAUGCUUCUCUGCUCUUAGGUGAAAAAACAAUUAUCUUGUCAAGACAGACAAGUGUGCUAAAUGCUGGAAAUUCAGUAUACAGUCACACAAAGAAAAACUAUGGAAGCUCUUCAAUGCAGGCCUCUGAGAUGAUGGUACCUCAAAAGCCAUCUAUGUGCCACCGACCUUGCAAAAUUGAACCAGUUGGAAUUCAGAGGUCAUAUAAGCCUGAACACAUGAGUCUAGCAUCACAAAACUUAUGUGGGCAAAAGCCACCUAUUAGAGACCCUUACUGUAGAACGCAAAACUUGGAAAUCCGUGAAGUAUUUUCAUUGGCUGUUAGUGAUUACCCCCAGAGAAUUCUGGGAGGAAAUGCCCCACAGAAGCCUAGUUCAGCAGAAGGAACUUGUUUGUCCAUUGCAAUGGAGACUGGAGAUGCUGAUGAUGAGUAUGCCAAAGAAGAAGAGUUGGCAUUGAUGGGAGCACAGAUACCAAGCUACUCAAGAUUUUAUGAAAGUGGCAGAUCCCUUGGAUCAGAGAACCAAAGUACAGUACUUCCUGGACCAGGAAGAAAUAUGCCAAAUUCACAAAUGGUGAAUAUUAGAGACUUGGCAGACAAUGUACUCUAUCAAAGCAGAGACUACCAUUUGACACCACGGACCUCAUUGCAUUCAGUAGCUACUACGAUGUACAGUAAUACAAAUCCAUCACGGAGUAAUUUUUCUUCACAUUUCGCAUCAUCAAACCAAUUGAAGUUAUCACAAAACCAAAACAAUUACCAGAUUUCAGGAAACCUUACUGUGCCUUGGAUUACAGGGUGUUCUAGAAAAAGAGCACUACAAGACCGCACUCAGUUCAGUGACCGAGACUUAGCCACCCUUAAGAAGUACUGGGACAAUGGCAUGACCAGCCUUGGUUCUGUGUGUAGAGAGAAAAUUGAAGCAGUUGCAACUGAAUUAAAUGUUGACUGUGAAAUAGUUCGGACUUGGAUUGGGAAUAGAAGAAGGAAAUAUCGUUUAAUGGGGAUUGAAGUUCCACCUCCAAGAGGAGGCCCUGCUGAUUUUUCUGAGCAGCCUGAGUCUGGUUCUUUGUCUGCACUCACAUCAGGAGAGGAAGCUGGUCCAGAAGUAGGGGAGGAUAAUGACAGAAAUGAUGAAGUAUCCAUCUGUUUGUCUGAAGGAAGCUCUCAAGAAGAGUCCAAUGAAGUUCCAAAUGAGGCAAGGGUUCAUAAGGAGGAGGACCACCAUGCAGUAUCCGCAGAUAAUGUGAAAAUAGAAAUUAUUGAUGAUGAAGAAAGUGACAUGAUAAGUAAUUGUGAAGUUGAACAAGUGAAUUCUCUCUUGGAUUAUAAGAAUGAAGAAGUCAGAUUCAUUGAAAAUGAGCUAGAGAUUCAAAAGCAAAAAUACUUUAAACUUCAGACAUUUGUUAGAAGCUUGAUACUAGCUAUGAAAGCUGAUGAUAAGGAACAACAGCAGGCACUGCUGUCAGAUUUACCUCCUGAAUUAGAAGAGAUGGAUUUCAACCAUGCCUCGCUGGAGCCUGAUGAUACCUCAUUCAGUGUGUCUUCUUUAUCAGAGAAAAAUGUCUCAGACAGUUUGUAAUUUAAGGGGGCAUAUAUGACACAGCAUUUUGGCUAAGAGGUGUGCAUUUCAAGAUAACUGCAUUCUGUUGCCUCAAAAUUCUUCAGUUGGAAAAGCAUAUUGUUGAAACUGACAUGCCCUGUGAAUAAUGGACAAGAUAUAAUGGCUACAGUGUAAAAAAUGUAUGUGAAAUUUAAAAGCAGUGUUUGAGAAUUUUUUUCCAAAUUGGUAAAACUCUGGUGAAAAUUGUAUUUAAAUUUUAGGAAUUUAGCUAUGAAAUGCAUAAUGCCUAAUUUCUGAAAUAUUUGUUUGGUUUUUAGAAGAAUCUUAGUUUUAGUAAUAGUUUUGACCAGAGACACAAAAAUAAAGGUAUUUCAACAUUGCUUAUCAAGUUACUAACGCUUGGUUAGUUUUGUUUUGUAGCCAUUACAUCUUUCUUCUCUCACCUUUUCCUAUAUCCACAUACACUUUUACUCAGGAAAGUGGACUCAAAUUUGAAAGAAAAAACAAAAACUUUAAAAAUGAUUUUACCUGGAUGAGUCCUGGGAUUUAUUUUCCAACUCCUAUGAGAAUUUGACUUCAGUUAAUGAUUGAAAAUUGAAGUGAUUACUGGUAUAUAAUUGUAAAUUUAUGGCAUUCCUCCAUUUCCUAACCAAAACAUUUGGGGAGAAGGGGGAAAGCACUAUGAAAAAUAAUUCACCAACAUGAAGUCGAAUAAAUUAUUAAGUGUACAGAAACAAAAUGUUGUAAAAAAUUAGUCUUAAUGGGAAUUCUUCAUUGUUGCAAAUGGCAAGUAUUGAUAAGAUUCACAUUCCACUAAUAAAUUUGUGUAACUGAGUUAGUUGAAAUGUUGCACAAAUAUUACACAUUUAUCACUCUUUAUAAUAUUUUUUCAGUUACAUUUUAUGAAACAGGAAGUUAAGGUAAGGCACUGAGAUUUCUUUUUUAAUCUGGUCACUCAGCUUUGCCACAAAAUUUACCUCCUUCUCAUGUGAAGCUCCUACAGAGCCAUCAACCAAGGAUAAUAUCCAAAAAAGUUAUACACACUAUGGUUGUGAAUCACAGUUCUAAUUUCCUGGAUACUAUUCUUUUGAAGGGAGUGAAUGGCAGACAGAGAGAGAGAGAAUCCUAAGCAGGCUCCAGGCCCGCCACAAAGCCCAGACAAGGGACUUGAUUUCACAACUGUUGAGAUCAUGACCUGAACCAAAAUCAAGAGUUGGACGCUUAACUGACUUGGUCAUCCAUGUGUCCCUUCUGGAUACCAUUCUAUGAAUACACUCUUAAAUGGACAUGCUACACAGUUGUACCAGAUUGCUACACACUGUAGAUGAUUCUUUGCAGACCAUUCCUUCUGGGGUACCAGAAGGCAUUACCAAGACACAUAGAAAGGAAAAUACCAGUUUCUCCCUGAGCCACACAGCAUCAUGUAUUUGUGAGUUGGCUGUGUGGAUUUGUGUUGCAUGGUUAAAUUACUGUCUAUUUCUAAAAGAUUAACGAAGUAGCUACAUGGCUGCUUUGGUCAUCACGUUUCUGUGUCAUAUAUUUUUGUAAUUUGUAAGUAAAACAAAUUUUGAUCUUGGAAUUCACAAAUACUAAUUAUGAAUACAGAAAAGAAGUCAUGACUGUCUUUGACCUUGAAAUGCUCCCUCCCCACAUACACAAAUAGGUAAGGUUCAUUGAUAAUCCCCCAUUUUGUCAGUAAUUUAUUAUUGUUGCCAUGCUACUGCUAUGGUUCUUUUGUUAGAAAUAUUUUAGCUGGAAGCCAUAUGGUUCUUUGUAAAUAAUGCUUAGUACUUCUGGCUGACAAGUAAAAUUCCAUUCAAAAAAAGAGUGCUGAAAAGAACCUCAGACAUUAGGAUUAAAUUUAGCAGUUACACCAAUUCCUCCAUGACAUAAAGAGUCCCUACUAUAUACAACAUUCUUAAGGUAAAAUGAACAAAUUCCAGGCUUUCAAGUCUCUCCUAGGAGCUCCUUCCUAGUCAUUGAGUUUAUCUUUAAACUCUAAUUUCUUCUGCUUCAGUUUAAACUCUUUUUUAUUUGUUUCUUGUCACUAAGUAAGGAUAGCUCAUUCUCUCCUACAUCUUUCAACUUUAUGGUUUGCAUUUGUCACACCCCAGCGAUUAGUCACCAAAUAAAAAAUAUCUUAUUGAACUUUUGCUAUAGGGACAUUGGAUUUCUACUCAGCAAGCUACAAACUUCAAAACGAAUUAUGUCUUUUCACUUUUUCAGGAAUAUUAAUAAAAAUUAUUUAAGUAGAAAUUUUAAUAGAUUUAAAGGUUCUGUUAGGUGUAAUUCCUAGAAAAACAUCUUAUCUACAAUUUUGAGAACAAACAUAAAUGAUUCCUUUGUCCCUAUUUAAAAUUCCAUUAAAAUAGAAGCAGUACACUUAAGAAUCCUUUUGUUUUGGCGUUUGUGUUUCAGCACCAUAAUUAUUUAUUUUACUCUCAUAAAAUUAAACAUUUUAUGGGCAGCUUGGUAGCUCGGUUGAGCAUCUGACUUGUGCUCAGGUCAUGAUCUCAGUUUGUGAGUUCAAGCCCCACAUUGGGCUCACUGCUGUCAGCACAGAGCCUGCUUCAGAUCCUCUGUCCCUCUCUCUCUCUGCCCCUCCCCUGUUUGUGCUGUCUCAAAAAUAUAUGGACAUUUAAAAAAUUAAACAUUUUAAAAACAAAAUAUAGUUGUUAUGUAGCAGGAACCAAAAGAAAUAGCUGUAUCUAGAAAAAAUCAUAAUUGACAGUAUGAAAUUAAGCACUGCAGAUUUUUUAAAAGAUACCAAGGUCAAGUACUAAAAACCUAUUAUGAAGAAAAUAUAUCUUUAACACAUAUAGAUGGAAUUUUUGAGACAUCUUAAAGCAGAAAACAUAUCAGUUUGACUGCUUUUGUGAUAUUUUCAUGACUGGGGGGAGAAAAACAGCUAGUGUUUCUUUCUUUUGGGCUUUGACACAUUAAAGCAGACCAUACUAUCUGGAGUAUCUCUCACAAAGACGGAUACCAAGGUGAAAAAACUUGUUUUUCCUUCAGCUACACUUUGAUGUCUGCUUUCAGCUUAGGAUAACCAACCAGUUUCUAAGCAACAAAGUAUAUAUAAGGGCACUUACCUUAAAUGUGUAUUAAAAAAUAACUUGAAGGUACCUUCCUCAUUUCAGCCAAGCUAACGUUAGUCACAAGAAAACGAGAACCGCAGUGAUGCUGGAGAAUGGAAAAAUUAGCAUAUGCAAGGACAACCUCAAAAGAAAAUUGAUCUUUUCAUGAAAAAUGGGGAUGUUUUAUUGUAAGAUCAAGUAUCAACAUUGAGACUUCUAUGCUACCAUUGUAAUAAUAAUAAAAACAUUUAUCAUUGUUGGAGAAAAAAUGCUGCAAACCACUCACAUCCUGUGCUCUGUAUACUACCAAACUUCAAAAAUGUUGAAGAGGCCAUUUUUCCAAAGGCAGCAGCAUGUAUUUUAAGGCACUUUCAUAGUCCACCAUCUUUAAGUUUGUAGGAGAAAACAUAAGUAGUGAAUUUAAAAGAAUUUUAGGCUCUAAGUUAGACUUUGUUGCCUUCUGUUUUGGGGGAAGAGGGGAAAUUCCACUCAUUUCCUAGGAACAGUUUCCUCAUCUUAGCCUGAUAACUUAUGGUCAUUUUUAAGAGAAAUUCUGAAAAUGUUCCCUUCACAUUGUAGUGAUGGUGUACCAAGAAUAUUAUCUAUUUAAAAAAUAUAUAUUAGAUUUUCAUUCAGGUCCUAAAAAUGCCAAAUUCUGACUUAUUAGCCUUUUAAGGGAGCUAUCAGUACUAUAAUAUUUAAAAGAUGAGUACAUGGGUUUAUCUUUGAAGUUGGCAUUAUCCUUGGCAGACAACACUAUCAUACUCAUAAUAUCAAGCUAUGCUCUGCAAUAAUAUGAGGGAGAAGCCUACUAAUUUGUGAGACUGCAGUCAGCAUGCCAUUGCCAAAAGCAAACCAUUAUUUAAGAGCAGAUUUGCUAAGAGGGAAAAGAUAAUAAAAUAAUAUUUUCUUGAAAAUAAAUAUGAUUUUUCCAUUAAAGUUUAUACUGAGUAUAUAUUGCUCUGCAUUGGAAUUUUAUUUUGUAUUAACUUGUUAAGUAGUUCCUUUAAGCGAUCUUGCAUCCCAUUUUACUGAUACUACCUCUGAAAUAUACUACCACCUUGAAAACCACAUCACUGUAAUGUGAUCUUUUGUAGGGUUUUUAUUUAAAGUUUUAUAGAGGCAAUAAAUGAUUUCUAACUAA
Messenger RNA from Leopardus geoffroyi (Geoffroy's cat), 6434 nucleotides. It is a transcript of the gene HDX, whose product is annotated as highly divergent homeobox. Gene Ontology annotation, molecular function: DNA-binding transcription factor activity, RNA polymerase II-specific; RNA polymerase II cis-regulatory region sequence-specific DNA binding. Lineage: Eukaryota; Metazoa; Chordata; Mammalia; Carnivora; Felidae. The transcript is spliced from 10 exons. The coding region runs from base 153 to 2231 and encodes 692 amino acids. Gene Ontology annotation, biological process: regulation of transcription by RNA polymerase II. The record is from RefSeq and is a predicted model, not a curated record.